AUGUCUUCUACUACAACUACUACUACCAAAUCAUUAAAAAGUAAAACUUCAAAGUCAACUCCAAUUUCACUAACAACUACUCAACCAUUAAAUAAUUCAAUAAAUUCUUCAGCUUCAACUAAUAAUAUACUAGAACCAUCAAAUGAUAUAUUAUUGUCAAAAUGUCAAUAUAUAGAUGAUCACCAAAUAAAUAAAUCAUAUUCAGAAAUUUUAUUAGAUAAACAACAAAACUACAAAAAUUCAAAUAAUUUUAUAUUAUAUAAAUUAAAUCAAUUAUAUUAUACUUAUAUUUAUUCAACUCCAUUAGCUUAUUCAUCAAUUGGUGAACUGAUAUUUUUCAAUUUAAUUGUAAUUGGAUUAAUUAUAUUAUUAAGUUAUUAUAUUGGUUGGAUAUUACCAAAAAUUAUAAUUCAUAGUAUUGAAAAAUUUUAUUAUUAUUUAACUGGUUAUUCAUUUACUUUUGCAAAUUUUUUUAAUAGUAGUAGUGGUAGUAGCAGCAGUAGCAGUAGUAUUUUAGGAUGGAUUAAUGAUUUAUUGUUUUUAAAUUUAAAGAAUAAUUCAUCAUCAAGUUUAUUUUUAAAUAAUGGGUUAAAUAAUAAUGAACUUCAUCUUUGA
Messenger RNA from Lodderomyces pseudojiufengensis, 615 nucleotides. RefSeq lists its product as uncharacterized. The coding region runs from base 1 to 615 and encodes 204 amino acids. Lineage: Eukaryota; Fungi; Ascomycota; Pichiomycetes; Serinales; Debaryomycetaceae. The transcript has a single exon. The record is from RefSeq and is a predicted model, not a curated record.